Messenger RNA from Drechmeria coniospora, 330 nucleotides. Its product is annotated as 60S acidic ribosomal protein P1. Gene Ontology annotation, biological process: cytoplasmic translation; translational elongation. The record is from RefSeq and is a predicted model, not a curated record. Gene Ontology annotation, molecular function: protein kinase activator activity; ribonucleoprotein complex binding; structural constituent of ribosome. The coding region runs from base 1 to 330 and encodes 109 amino acids. Gene Ontology annotation, cellular component: cytosolic large ribosomal subunit; ribosome. The transcript has 4 exons. NCBI's taxonomy places the organism in Eukaryota, Fungi, Ascomycota, Sordariomycetes, Hypocreales, Ophiocordycipitaceae.
AUGUCUACUGCCGAGCGCGCUUCGUCCUACGCGGCGCUGAUCCUCGCCGAUGAGGGUCUCGAUAUCACCUCCGACAAGCUCCAGGCUCUGAUCAAGGCCGCCGGCAUCGAGGAUGUUGAGCCCAUCUGGACCACUAUCUUCGCCAAGGCUCUGGAGGGCAGGGACGUCAAGGAUCUCAUGGUCAACGUCGGCUCUGGUGGCGGUGCCGCCGCCCCCGCUGCCGGUGCCGCCGCCGGUGGUGCUGCCGCCGCCGACGCUCCCGCCGCCGAGGAGAAGGUUGAGGAGAAGGAGGAGUCGGACGAGGAUAUGGGUUUCGGUCUCUUCGACUAA